AUGCAAAUCACUAAGGAGGAACUUCAAGGUUUCGGUGUGGAAUCUCCUGGUGAGGUCGCGCUGCUGUUGAAGAAAUCGUUGUACGGACUAAAUCAAGCGGGACGACUCUGGAGCAAGCUCUUACACUCCAAGCUGACCGAGAAUGGCUACAAGCAGUGCACGACGGACAUGUGUCUAUACUACAAGCACCAAGGUCAAGAAUGGACCAUCGUCGGAGUAUACGUGGACGAUCUUCUGGUCACGGGAACCAAGCAGUGCGCGGUUGAUGAGUUCUUUGCGGGCAUGGAGACACUGUCGAUCAAGGAUCUCGGCGUCGUUCAGAAGUUUCUGGGACUCAGGAUCUCUUUGGAUGACACUCAAGGAUACAUUCUGGACCAAGAGGUCAUGAUCGACGUGUUGCUCAUGGAUUUCAAGUUGGAGUCAGCGAACGGUGUGCGAACGCCAAUCGGAGAUGAAUGCAAUGAUGAUUACAAGGAUGAUGUGGACUAUCUACCCGCGAGAUGUGCAAGCGGUGAGCCAAGUUUGAGUGCCUUUCAAUCCUUGGUCGGGAGUCUGCUAUGGAUCGCAAGAUGCAUGCGGCCCGACAUAUGUUUUGCAGUGCAUAAGGCAACUCGUCAAACACACAAGCCAACCACCAAGGACUGGAAGAUUGCGAAACGCAUUGCAAGAUACUUGAAGGCGACAAAGAACUUGAGGUUGCACCUGAACGGCAACGGACCGACUCAACAAAAUGUCAAGAUUGAGUGCUGGAGCGAUGCAGACUUCGCCGCGGACAAGGCGGACCGUAAGUCAGUGUCUGGAUACGUACUAACUUUGGACGGUUCUGUUGUUUUAUGGUCGUGCAAGAAGCAGUCAGGUGUGUCGCUGAGCACUAUGGAGGCGGAGUUCAUAUCCUCAUCCCAGGCAGGACGCGAACUGCUGGGUGUGAGGGAACUACUGCUAGAGCUAAAGCUGCAGGUAUGCAUGCCGAUGCCUAUGUAG
This is a messenger RNA of Peronospora matthiolae, 981 nucleotides long. The record is from the annotation of a GenBank genome assembly. NCBI's taxonomy places the organism in Eukaryota, Oomycota, Peronosporomycetes, Peronosporales, Peronosporaceae.